GUGCGCCCCAAUUCUGAUACUCGCGUUUGGAAACCUGCUUAAUCAAGUUGCCAAACUAGACCUUAGCGUCAUAAUAACGCUAAAAAAGCCUUUUUCUAACGCAUUUGCAAAGAAGAUAAACCCUAUAGACCUCGUCUGUUUGAAUCUCUCUCUCGCGCUUAUAGGAUUUUGCGAAGAACAUAAACCCUAUAUGCCUCUUCUUUUGAUUGAAUCUCUCUCUCACUCACGCUUUUAUAAUUUGGGUUAGGGUUUAUUACUUCAAUGGCUGCUUUUGGCGCUGCAAAUCAGAAUCCGAACAAAUCGUUUGAGGUGAUACAACCUCCAAGUGAUUCUGUUUCGAGCCUUAGUUUCAGUCCCAAGGCCAAUCAUCUGGUUGCGACUUCAUGGGAUAAUCAGGUACGAUGUUGGGAGAUAAUGCGGAGUGGGACUACUGUUAGCAGUGUACCCAAAGCAUCAAUGUCACAUGACCAACCGGUUUUGUGCUCAACUUGGAAGGAUGACGGGACAACUGUUUUCUCUGGAGGAUGUGACAAGCAAGUGAAGAUGUGGCCGUUGUUAUCUGGUGGCCAACCAGUGACCGUAGGCAUGCAUGAUGCACCCGUAAAGGAUAUAGCAUGGCUCCCAGAUAUCAACGUCUUAGUUACAGGAAGUUGGGAUAAGACUCUGAGGUACUGGGAUUUGAGACAGUCGAAUCCAGCUCAUGUUCAACAACUUCCCGAGCGCUGCUAUGCACUUACAGUGAAACACCCUCUGAUGGUUGUUGGCACCGCAGACAGAAAUAUUAUAGUUUUCAACUUGAAUAACCCUCAGACUGAGUACAAGAGAAUCGUUUCACCCCUAAAGUAUCAGACAAGGUGUGUUGCAGCCUUUCCCGAUCAGCAAGGAUUUUUGGUUGGCUCAAUUGAGGGAAGGGUUGGUGUACAUCAUCUUGAAGAUUCACAACAGAGUAAAAACUUUACUUUCAAAUGUCAUAGAGAGGGCAAUGAGAUUUACUCAGUCAACUCAUUGAACUUCCAUCCUGUACAUCAGACGUUUGCAACUGCAGGAUCUGAUGGUGCUUUUAACUUCUGGGAUAAAGAUAGCAAACAGAGACUCAAGGCCAUGUCAAGGUGCAGUCAACCCAUACCUUGCAGUGCUUUUAACUAUGAUGGCAGCGUAUAUGCAUAUGCGGUUUGCUAUGAUUGGAGUAAGGGUGCAGAAAAUCAUAAUCCAUCCACUGCAAAGACUUACAUUUACUUGCACUUGACCCAGGAGUCUGAGGUUAAGGGCAAACCAAGACUUGGAACCGGUGGUAGAAAGUGAAGCUGCUGCUUAUAGCAUGCCGUCUUCAAGAAGGAUAUGUACUUCUGUACAUGGAAUAUAUUUUGCCUUUACUUUUCCAUUCACCCUAUGUACAAACUGGAACUGAGAUAUUGCGGUGGUGCAUUUAGAAGUCUUAGGUCAGAAAUGAGGUUUUCCGAAUUAGAAUGUUUGAUCCCCCUUUCAGGAUAGUGUUUUUCUUUGAAUAUGCCUGCAGUCCAUAUUUUGUAACUUGAUAUGCAUUGGAUUAUUCUCUUCUUCUUUUGAAAGGUUAUGCAUUGGAUUAUUAGUUGCUUGGUCAGAA
Messenger RNA from Cornus florida, 1603 nucleotides. Its product is annotated as protein RAE1. The record is from RefSeq and is a predicted model, not a curated record. The coding region runs from base 262 to 1302 and encodes 346 amino acids. Gene Ontology annotation, molecular function: ubiquitin binding; RNA binding. The transcript is spliced from 11 exons. Lineage: Eukaryota; Viridiplantae; Streptophyta; Magnoliopsida; Cornales; Cornaceae. Gene Ontology annotation, biological process: RNA export from nucleus; transcription-dependent tethering of RNA polymerase II gene DNA at nuclear periphery. Gene Ontology annotation, cellular component: nuclear pore.